Molecule: messenger RNA, 1912 nt
Organism: Anopheles darlingi
Lineage: Eukaryota; Metazoa; Arthropoda; Insecta; Diptera; Culicidae
Gene: sub
Product: kinesin-like protein subito
Exons: 3
Coding region: 59-1912 (617 amino acids)
Biological process (GO): microtubule-based movement
Cellular component (GO): nucleus; microtubule; kinesin complex
Molecular function (GO): microtubule binding; ATP hydrolysis activity; microtubule motor activity
Source: RefSeq, a predicted model, not a curated record
UCAAGCGAUCCGCUCCAUUUUCAGCGUAAAACAAGCGAAAACAAGUGAAAAACUCGAGAUGAAGCGUGCAAAGCCGUCGUACUUGGAAGCCCCGGAAAACAGCGUUGAUCGCCUACGCCGACCGCGGCCCACUAAAGGCACCAGCUGGGACUCGUUGCUGGCCGAACGGCAAUCGCGGGUUGCGCUGGAGGAAGCGUUCGAGAAGGAGGAAGAGGAAUCGCCGUCGACUAGUUACAGAUCCGAAGACGACCAAUUCGAUGAACUGCCUGCGGAAUUGCCCGCCACGAAGGAUGAAGAAACGGUGAAAGUGUGCCUGCGGCUACGGCCGUACUCCCAGAGCCACAACUGUAACCUGAAAAUCCGGGACAGCAGCACACUGGUCGUGAAAUGUGCCGGAGAAAACCAGCCCGGUGCCUCCUCUGAAAAGCACUUCACGUUUAGCAACGUUUUCGACGAUCACGUAUCGCAGGCGGAGGUGUACGAUUCCUGCAUCCGGCCAACGAUCCGGCUGACCUCGGGGGAACCGGGUGCUACCAUCCUGACAUACGGGACGUCCGGGUCGGGCAAAACGUACACCCUGCUGGGGAAUGCUGAGCAACCGGGUAUCGUGCCACGGUCGAUCGAGCAAAUUUACGAGGAGCUGCGGGGACACGUCUCGAGCGAACCGAUGUUGAAGAUGGAAGGCAUGCAACUGUGCCCGCUGAGCGACGGAGAGAUGAUAGAGGAAAAAUACAAAGUGGCCACCAUCAAGGACAUGCUGAGGUCUGAUUCGCACGAACAGAUUAGCCAAGUCAUUCAGAGUCAGCAGCAGUUCCAGCCACUGGAACUGGGCGAUAGGCGCGUAUUCAUAUGGAUUUCCUUCGUAGAGAUCUAUAAUGAGAACGUGUACGAUCUGUUGAAUUUGGAUGAAGCUUGCGCGAAGCGUAAACCAUUGAAGGUGCUGGCGAACGAGGGAAACGCGUACAUCAAGGGUCUUUCGACACUGUACGCCAGCACCAAAGAAGAGGCGUACAAUCUGCUCGAGUACGGGCUGCAGAGCGCAACGUAUGGCUCGACCGAUGUGAACUGCAACUCUAGUCGAUCGCACAGCAUCUUCACCAUGAACGUCAUUACGCACUCCUUAGCGAUGCAGCAGAUUUCGCAGUCCGUGUACAAGUUUUGUGAUUUGGCCGGAUCGGAGCGCCAAAAGAAGACCGGCACCAUGGCGAAUCGGCUGAAAGAGGCCCAGAAGAUCAAUAACUCGUUGCUGGUGCUUGGCCGCUGUCUUGAGACAGUGCACAGGAAUCAAAAACCGCGGAAAGUGCACGAUCUGGUGCCGGUGCGUGAUUCAAAAUUGACGAUGAUCAUUCAAUCGGCCUUGCUGGGCAAGGAACCGAUGACGAUGAUCGUCAAUGUGCAUCCCACCGAUGAGUUCUACGACGAGAACAUCAACGUGCUUAACUUUUCGUCCAUCGCCAAGCAAAUCGUGAUUCGCAAGCCAUCGAAGAUGCCAAACAACGGCGCGGAAAGCACACGGUACUCCUUCCUUCCUACAUCCGCGCCUGAUCUCCUGGUGCGCGAGAACGAAGCGUUAAAGCUAGAGGUCCAACAGUUGCGGGACCAGUUGGAGCAUAGCAAAAAAACACUUUUCAUUCAGGAGUAUCAACUGCGUAACGAGCUGACUGAUAACUUUAAGGUGCAGUUUGAUAAGAUGGAAGAUUCCUAUCAGCAGCGCAUCGAGAGUGCCAAACAGUUGGCCAUACUGCCGUACAAACAACAGCUGAUUGUGCUACAAAGAAAACUGGAAUCGAAGGAGCGAGAGAUACAGGAGCUGGAGGACGAACUGGAAGAGGAUGAAAACAAGCUGAAGGCCUACGAAGAAGAGAUAAACCUGCUUCGGCUAAGCAAGGGAAAGCGUCGAUUGUCCUUGUAA